Messenger RNA from Fraxinus pennsylvanica, 1617 nucleotides. The record is from the annotation of a GenBank genome assembly. NCBI's taxonomy places the organism in Eukaryota, Viridiplantae, Streptophyta, Magnoliopsida, Lamiales, Oleaceae.
AUGGAUAUGGAUUUCAAUGGUGACGUGGCGAGUCUCGAUGCUGAAAUGCUGCAGCUGCCGGAUGUGUCUCCCUUGGCUAUUAAAGCUAACCCUCAUGUGGCCGAGAAGCUUUUUGAUCAAUGGCUUUCGCUCCCCGAUACUGUAUCUCUGGUAAAAUCUUUGCUCGGUAAUGCUAAGGCAGGUGGCCCCUUGAAUGUCUCUGGGACAUCAUCUGGUACAAAUGCUGUGGCAAGCAACACAUUGCCAUCAAUGUUUACCGCUGUAAGUACACCUCCACUUUCACCAAGAAGCUCAGCGGGUUCACCCCGGGUAAUGAAACAGAGAACAGGCCCAUCUGCUUUAGGAUCUCCCCUGAAAUUAGUGAACGAGCCUGUGAAAGAGCUUAUACCUCAGUUCUAUUUUCAAAAUGGUUGUCCUCCGCCAAGUGAAUUGAAAGAACGGUGCUUGUUUAGAAUCAAUCAGUUUUUUUAUGGUCACGUGGACGGACUCCAAAUGAAUGAAUUUAAACCAGUUACUAAGGAAAUUUGCAAGCUUCCGUCGUUCUUCUCCACUGUGCUUUUUAGAAAGAUUGACUCUGAUGACACUGGAGUUGUGACAAGGGAUGCAUUUGUCAAUUAUUGGAUUAAUGGCAACAUGUUGACUAAAGAUAUACCAAUGCAGAUAUACACAAUCUUGAAGCAGCCAGAUCUCAAAUUCUUGAGUCAGGACGACUUCAAACCUGUGCUUCGAGAACUUUUAGCAACUCAUCCGGGGUUGGAGUUCUUACAGAAUACACCUGAAUUUCAAGAACGAUAUGCUGAAACUGUGAUAUACAGAAUAUUUUACUAUGUGAAUAGAUCGGGCAAUGGCCGCCUUACCCUCAGGGAGUUAAGACGUUCAAACUUAAUAUCUGCAAUGCAACAUGCUGAUGAAGAAGAGGAUAUCAACAAAGUCUUGCGGUACUUCUCUUAUGAACAUUUUUAUGUGAUAUAUUGUAAGUUUUGGGAGCUGGAUACAGAUCAUGAUUUUCUAAUCGAUAAAGAGAACCUCAUUAGAUAUGGUAAUCAUGCACUCACCUACAGGAUUGUUGAUAGAAUAUUCUCUCAGAUUCCCAGAAAGUUUACCAGUAAAGUUGAAGGAAAGAUGGGAUAUGAAGAUUUUGUUUACUUCAUAUUGUCAGAAGAGGAUAAGUCAUCUGAGCCCAGUCUUGAGUAUUGGUUCAAGUGCAUAGAUUUGGAUGGAAACGGAAUUAUUACAAGGAAUGAGAUGCAGUUCUUUUAUGAGGAGCAGUUACAUAGAAUGGAAUGCAUGGCCCAAGAGCCUGUGCUUUUUGAGGAUAUUUUGUGCCAGAUAGUUGACAUGAUUAGUCCAAAGGAUGAGAGCUAUUUUACGCUGCGGGACUUAAAGGGCUGUAAACUCUCAGGCAGUGUUUUUAAUAUCCUUUUUAACCUCAAUAAGUUCAUGGCUUUUGAAACUCGUGAUCCAUUUCUGAUCCGUCAGGAGCGCGAGAACCCAAAUUUGACCGAAUGGGACCGCUUUGCACACAGAGAAUAUAUUAGGCUGCUCCCUUUUAAAUUCGGUUUGGUGUUUAUAAUGAAUUCUUUGUUUCAAGCUGGCUAUCAAGCAGAAAACCAAUAG